UAAUGGGGAUCCAUAAUAAACCCCAGGAAGAGUAGCUGCUGCCUUGGCAGGAACUAAUGGGGAUCCAUAAUAAACCCCAGGAAGAGUAGCUCCUUGUGAUUAUGUCUCCUCCUCUGACCCAGAGGGUUGUUAAUGGUGUGAUUAUGUCUCCUCCUCUGACCCAGAGGGUUGUUAAUGGUGUGAUUAUGUCUCCUCUGACCCAGAGGGUUGUUAAUGGUGUGAUUAUGACUCCUCCUCUGACCCAGAGGGUUGUUAAUGGUGUGAUUAUGUCUCCUCUGACCCAGAGGGUUGUUAAUGGUGUGAUUAUGACUCCUCCUCUGACCCAGAGGGUUGUUAAUGGUGUGAUUAUGUCUCCUCUGACCCAGAGGGUUGUUAAUGGUGUGAUUAUGUCUCCUCCUCUGACCCAUGGGGUAACAAUCUGUUGAGAAGCCUUUUUGUCCUAGACUUGGCACUCUGGUACAGCUUGUCAUGCAGUAGUAGAGAAAACAGUCUGUGGCUGGGGUCUUUCACAAUUUUUAGGGCCUUCCUCUGACAACACCUGGUGUAGAGGUCCUGGAUGGCAGGCAGCUUAGACCCAGUGAUGUACUGAACCGUACGCACUACGUGUCUUGCGGUCGGUCGGAGGCCGAGCAGUUGCCGUACCAGGCAAUGAUGCAGCCAGUCAGGAUGCUCUCGAUGGUGCAGCUGUAGAACCUUUUGAGGAUCUGAGGACCAAUGCCAAAUCUUUUCAGGUUCCUGAGGGGGAAUAGGCUUUGUCGUGCCCUCUUCACGACUGUCUUGGUGUGUUUGGACCAUGUUAGUUUGUUGGUGAUGUGGACACCAAGGACCUUGAAGCUCUCAACCUGCUCCACUGCAGCCCCGUCGAUGAGAAUGGAGGCGUGCUCAGUCCUCCUUUUCCUAUAGUCCACAAUCAUCUCCUUUGUCUUGAUCGAGUUGAGGGAGAGGUUGUUAUCCUGGCACCACACUGCCAGGUCUCUGACCUCCUCCCUAUAUCCUGUCUCAUCGUUGUCUGUUGAUCAGGCCUACCACUGUUGUGUCGUCUGCAAACUUAAUGAUGGUGUUGGAGUCAUGCUUGGCCAUGCAGUCAUGCGUGAACAGGGAGUACAGGAGGGGACUGAGCACGCACCCCUGGGGGCUCCAGUGUGGAGGAUCAGCGUGGCAGAUGUGUUGUUACCUACCCUUACCACCUGGGGGAGGCCCGUCAAGAAGUCCAGGAUCCAGUUGCAAAGGGAUGUGUUUAGUCCCAGGGUCCUUAGCUUAGUGAUGAGCUUUGAGGGCACUAUGGUGUUGAACGCCGAGCUGUAGUCAAUGAACAGCAUUCUCAUAUAGGUGUUCCUUUUGUCCAUGUGGGAAAGGGUAGUGUGGAGUGCAAUAGAGAUUGCAUCAUCUGUGGAUCUGUUUGGGCGGUAUGCAAAUUGGAGUGGGUCUAGGGUGUUUGGGAUAAUGGUGUUGAUGACCAGCCUUUCAUGGCUACAGACGUGAAUGCUACGCGUCGGUAGUCAUUUAGGCAGGUUGCCUUCAUGUUCUUGGGCACAGGGACUAUGGUGGUCUGCUUGAAACAUGUUGGUAUUACAGACUGGGUCAGGGAAAGGUUGAAGAUGUCAGUGAAGACACCUGCCAGUUGGUCAGCGUAUGCCCGGAGCACACGUCUUGGUUAUCCGUCUGGCCCCGCAGCCUUGUGAAUGUUGACCUGUUUAAAGGUCUUACUCACGUUGGCUACGGAAAGCUUGAUCACACAGUCGUCCGGAACAGCUGGUGCUCUCAUGCAUGCCUCAGUGUUGCUUGCCUCGAAGCAAGCAUAGAAGUGAGGUUAAUUGCCUUGUUCAGGGGCAGAAUUUUUACCUUGUCAGUUCAGGGGAUUCGAUCCAGCAACCUUUCGGUUACUGGCCCAAUGCCCACUAGGCUACCUGCCACCCAAAUCUCACUGUUCAUCUGGCCAGAAGGACGGGACUCCACCCUUCACCAGUCCACGAGGUUCGGCUCUUUAAAGGCGGCCCACUAUAGAUAACGAGCAGGAUCAACUUGGUACUGUAUCUGUGAGGACCUGAAUGGACCGGACCGGACCAUUGGUACUACAACUGAAGGAGCUUGCUGUUUGGGAGGGCGCUGGUUCCACCUCUGUGACCUUCAAUAACAGGACACCGCCUGUCAGAGGGGAUAUGGUCUUUCUUUCUUCCGUGGAGUUUGGUUUCUUCUCUGGUACUGCUGGGGUGGACUCCUGCUACUGUUGAGGACAAGGAGGCUGAGGAAGCUGCUGUACGCCAGGGAGACUUCCUUGGACCUGUGACCUGGGGGUGAUAGGAAGCUGCCCUAAGGAAGUCCUGGACUAAGGGACCUGGGGGGGACAUGAGGGUCAGUUUGGAUCAGGAUCAUCCAGGCCCCCUGUGAAUGGGGAGAGAGAGAGAGAAGGAGCCCUGAUGUCUAUAUUGCUGCUGCUGGUCUGUAUGUCUCUCCUCUGCUCUGGGAAGGCUGGGGGACAGGCAGCUGAAGGAUGGAGACCAUGCACAGAUCUGUUACCUUUGGACUUCCUGUCGCGGGUCUUACCACCUGGCGGGGAGCCCCCCCUGCCUGAAGUGCACAUGGUCCAGUCCAGGGGGGCCCGGGGCCUGCAGCUCGCCGGCUCUCAGGAGGCCCUCAGCUUCCCCGCUUCGCAGCUCUUCACCAACUGUGACCACUUCCCUUCUGAGUUCUCCUUCGUGGUCACGCUCAAGAUCCCACGCCUUGCCAACAAGAGGAACGAGUACAUCUUCUCGUUGGUGGAGGAGGAGUCAGACCGGCUGCUGAUUGGUCUACUUGUCUCUCAGGAGAGGCUCCACUUUUUGUUCCAGGGCCCGACAGGCAAGAAACGGAUCACGUUUAGGGCGGUGCGGUUGGCAGACAACCACUGGCACACAUUGGUGGUGGCCGUCACCGGGCGCUAUGCUACACUCAGAGUGGACUGCGGUAUGGCCCUGGAGCUGGUGUAUGAGAAGCCUUUCCCCAGUGAUCUCUGCACUGCCCACUCCAGGUUCUUCAUCGGCAGCAGGAGGCGGUGGAAAGGACUGUUCUCU
Oncorhynchus masou masou (cherry salmon) is the source of this 3050-nucleotide messenger RNA. Its product is annotated as thrombospondin-type laminin G domain and EAR repeat-containing protein-like. Gene Ontology annotation, biological process: signal transduction. Lineage: Eukaryota; Metazoa; Chordata; Actinopteri; Salmoniformes; Salmonidae. The annotation marks the transcript as partial. The transcript has 5 exons. The record is from RefSeq and is a predicted model, not a curated record.